Messenger RNA from Brenthis ino (lesser marbled fritillary), 345 nucleotides. The record is from the annotation of a GenBank genome assembly. Lineage: Eukaryota; Metazoa; Arthropoda; Insecta; Lepidoptera; Nymphalidae.
AUGUAUUUGCCAAAAAUUUCGAGAAACAAAAUACUGCGACAGUUUUUAAAACGCAUGCAAAGCGUUAAACAGCCGUCUUUACCACCUACUGCAGAUGCCGCUUUUGGACACUUCAAAAGAGUAUAUCUGCAAAUUCAAACAUGGCUCGGAAAAGAAAUAACAUCAGAAGAAUGGGGUUGGAAAUAUAAAUGCGGAAUGCUGAUACCGCAAAUAAUGACGCAUCUACCAGCUCCAGAAUCCUUACUGAAAAUGAUUAUUAGCACAUGUAAAUCAGGAUGCGGUGCAUCUUUUGGGUGCAGAAAAAGUAGAUUAAAUUGCACUGUAGCUUGUUUAGAAUGCAAUGGU